AUGCCCUUCCCGUUCAAACAUAGCAAUCGUUCAAAGCAGGCAUUGAACGAACCUGCUAUAGAAAGAGCGGUGGUCACUCCUUCAGCCUCGCACUCGCAACAAUCCUUCUCAUCUGGUUCUGGCGAAGGUAGGUCCACAACAACUCAACAACAAUCCUCCUCCUCCACCACCACUACAGUUACCACCACACCACCUCAAACCUUUGACCAGCCCUACGAACCUCGCAAUCCCGAAGCUGUAUCUCGUGCAUCUGCAUAUCAUAAUAAUUCUGGAGCGUCACCUUCCCGGUCUGUCUCAAAUCAAUAUCAACAACAGCAGAUCUAUCCACAAGAGCUCGAAGCUUCCCCAUCUCCACCUGUCUCAUCCGUCGAUGAUUUAGUACUUGAUACUCAAAGGUUACAAAACCAGGGUCGCAGACAUACAGCACAUAUACAAUCGCCCGUGGUGGAACCUAAGAAACGUAGUAUUUUUGAUCGUAUGCGAGGCACAAAUUCAAGCCGCUCCUCUGAACAAAAGUACCCCCCAAUUGCUACCCAGGUUCCUUACAGUAACAACGCUGGCGGACUCGCGCGCAGGUUGUCUCGCAGACACGAGGGCCCUCCUGUAAUACGAACUAGUCAACAAAGGAAUUCAGUAGAUCAACAUCAAAGAGCAGAUUGGCAACCUGCAGCUCAGGCUUCGAGAUCCCAUCUGCCAUCACCUCAAGAAACUCCCGAAGACGACGGGUUGGAUCCUUAUCUCAUCACGAGUCCUGAAGGAAACACACCACAGAGCGCUCAGAGUUCUUUGAACGUGCAUGGGCAACGACAACCUCUGAACACAAUCCGAGCUGUACAAAGCGAUUCUGAUUCACCCCUCUAUUCGGCAGAGUCGCAGAACGAUUUCCCUGAUCAACAAUUUCAGCAAUCACCUACUCCAGUUUAUUACCAGCAAUCUCCUUCAGCUGCUAGUCAAUACGAGUCACCCGAGAGUGUUCAGCAAUAUCAUUACGAAUUACCCAGUCAAAUUCAUUCGCAGCAACAAUUGAAUAAUUUCCCAAGUUCCCCGAACAGCCAAUACCCACCGCAGGACUUCACUCCAGACAGCACCUCUACACAACAACUCGAUUCAUCUUUGAUAUAUAGGGAAGAUCAACGUCCCGGUUCGGUACAAUCUAACAAUCAAUCUCCGACAAGUAUUCAUCAACCCAACAGGGCAGAUUAUCCAGAGCGAACAACUUCAAUACAAGGGCCGAUUCCAGGCUUAUCUCCAAAUCGUCCUUUGUCGCAACACCUUUCCAUGGCACCGCAGUCCACCACAACACAACAAAAUCGACGAUCUGCAGACUCGAAACAAACACUACAAACUCAAAUGGCACAAUCAGAUGGGAGGGAUCCCCCGGCAUACCGCCAACAACAGUCAGGCCCUAGUAAUAACAAUAACCAACCACCAGCAACAAGUCCACUCCCUCCUCAAAAUCAAGGUCCAAAUUACAGAGGGGGUCCUCUACAGCGAGAACAGUACAAUCCUUCUGGUGGUGGGGACCAAGGACGAAGCACACCACCACCGGCACCUGGAGAUAGAGAUGUAAAUGAGGCAUACAAAGAGCUACUGCAGAAAUAUAAAAAGGUCAAGGGGCUGUAUUUUGACAAGACAGCAUCAGUGGAGCAAUUGCAAGGACAGGUCGAACAAUUACAAAAUACUUUGGCAAAUCAACGUCUAUCCCAAUCUCGCACAUCUCUUGAUGAUGGUGAGUACCAGUCACGCUUCGCACGGUUAGAUGGUGCUAUUACCAAUCUUGCUUUCAACAUUCGCAAGGAUUGGAGAACGGUACCUGCAUGGCUUGCACAAUCUGUCAAUCGUGAUGCGAUGUCAAUAGGAAAACAAGAAAUGACGGCUGUCGGUAGAGCUUGUAUCACAAGAUUUCUUGUUGAUGAAAUUUUCAACCGCAGCUUUCAUCCAGGCUUGGAGAGUGAACUCAGCUUGAGUUUGAAAAACAUCGAACAAAAUAUUCGUCUGUUUUCUCCUGCGAUCAAUAACCAAGAAGAAUCCGAUGCCCUGACGGCAAAGAUCGUUCAGUGGAGAUUGGCAACUUUAGAGGGGUUGAAGGACCUGCUGAAUUCACCGGAAAGCGAAGAGUACAAGAAACAAUUCUCGAAAAUGGUCACCAGCAACCUGACGGCCAACUUGAUUAAUUAUCUUCAGGAGCCAGUACCGGGUGGUAUUGAAGAAGCCGCGACAACUAUCGUGGAGCAAGCAGUGAGCAUUGCAGCGAACAUUCCCUUGGAAAGCAGAGAUGUCGUAAUCAUGUAUCCGAUGCCAAACGAUUUGGUCAACCGCCAGUACAUGAAAAUUGAAGCUGGUAUUCCUGCAUUGGAACAUCCAGGCGCAGAAACUAAUAGUUUUGAUUCAAGUAGUGUGGGAAGUCAUGAUAAGGAUGAGAACUCAAAAGAGGAGCAAAAGGGACAUGGAAAGCUGAUGAAGGAGAAGAGUGGGAAGGGCCAGGGCAUGUUGUCAGCUAUGAUGGGAAGUGGUGGUAGCGGCGGAGCGGCGGGAAAGAAAAUGAGCAUUAGUAGCCAAGGUGGACAAGAAUCGAGUGAGAAAAUCAAGAGUGAAGACGGAGUUCACAAAGUACGCUUUGCUGGAUUCAUGGGCAUCGAUAUUAGGGGGAGGCAAGUGCUGUGUCAGGCUCCGGUUUGGACGAUGGGAUAG
Molecule: messenger RNA, 2691 nt
Organism: Botrytis porri
Lineage: Eukaryota; Fungi; Ascomycota; Leotiomycetes; Helotiales; Sclerotiniaceae
Exons: 2
Coding region: 1-2691 (896 amino acids)
Source: RefSeq, a predicted model, not a curated record